CUACCGAUGACGUAUACAUUAAGCGACUGUCUCCGGGUUUGUGUAUCGGCUGCUAACUGAAGCUUUUCCUUUGUUGUUGUUUGCUUCUACAUCCCAUGUGGACUCAUUUUCAGAUCUGGAGGAGAGUCUCCACCUGGAGGAUGCUGCUGGGUGUCAGGCAGAUAAAGGGCUUUCUGUAGCACCUUUAUCCAUGCUCUAUGUGGUUCUAGGAACACAGCAGUGCAAAUCAAAAUAGUUGACAUGUAUUCAAGCUGCCAGAGAUAGACAUCAAGGUGUCUAGAAACGUAUAAUCAGAGAAAAUGCUUAUUUUAUUUUUACUUUUAUGACUUUAGAGUUUUUAUGGCAUUCUGUGUAAAAUAGUAUUUAAAGAUAAUAACAUAUUGUAUUUCCUAAAAGGAAGAAAAGAAAAUCCUUUUGGAGUGUCUGUUCAACCCCAGCCAUGUUAGAAUGCAGGGUUUAUAUGAAACUUUGAUCUGAAGUUCAUGGGGAGGGGGCUGCCAGUACCAGAAUUGGCCCACCAGGCAGUUCUGCUCUAAACCAGGUCUGAUCCAUGACUGAGUACUACGAGGAGGGGGGGCUGCUGUACGAGCAAUCACCUCCCAUGCACAUCAAAGUGGAGUCCCCGGAGGGAGCCUUUGGAGGGGCGGCCUCAGAGAACGGCUUCCCCAGGGAGGAUGAAGACUCGGAGAACAGCUGUGACCAGACCAGCGCCUUACCUGGAGGACUUCCCUUCAACGUGGUAGUGGUGCAUCCCAACAUCAUGGCGCCCGGCAUGUCCUCAGACGACCUCUUGUCCAUUGAACAAAACAGAGCCAUGUCAGCUGCGCUGGCUGCUGGAGGAGCAGGUAAAAGGAAGAGUCGUUUCAGUGGGGCAGAGCUGGAGGUUCUGGUGUCAGAAGUCACCCGGUGUGAAGGGGAGCUCUUUGGACCCGCUGGAAGACUCAGAAGGCGGGAGAGAGAGCGCAUCUGGGCGGGGAUCCUGGAGAGGGUCAACGCCGUGUCCAGAGUACCCCGUACCCUUCGAGAGGUGAAGAAGCGCUGGGACGACCUAAAGAGGCGCAACGGAGGCAGGCUUGCAGACGCCCGCCAUCGCAGCUGCUACCUGCCCUCCAGCAGAGGGGCCUCGAUGCUGGGGCGCUCCUCUCAGUCCAGUCCAAGGCUCCAACAGCAGAGGCAGAAGCAAAGCAUCAGACCAAAGCCCAUUUUCCCCUGCUUUCCAGACUCUGACCCGGGUGUAGGAAUGGAUGGCUCAGAGAGAGAUGGUUUGGAGAAAGAAGAGGAGAUUCCUGAGCGUGAGAAAGACAUGGGAGAUCCUGACUGUGACCCAGUGGAAAACAGUAUAGAUGAUAAACUGGGAUUGGGGCUGGGUCUGGGAAUAGGACCCCCACCCACGUCAGAAAGAUGGCUGCCUCCUUCUCCUCUCUACAGCGCUCCUUUCCUGAAUGGAAGCCCCCAGCCCAGCAGCCCCCAGCCGUCACUUGGAACACAGCAGGGUCCUCUUGAGGCCCCCCCUCGCAGCUCCUGGCUUGAAGAUGAGCUCCGAGGUUUGGGAGAGGCGGCGAUUCAACUGGGGGAUCGGGUGGAGAAGAGCCUGCAGGAGUUUGGCGAAAGCUUCAGACAGGACAUGAGAACCCUUGUCGCAUCACAAGAAGCACUAGCAGUCAGUCUGCAGCAAAACAAUGUCCUCUUGCAAAGGCUUCUGGGAGUGCUGGAAGCCCAGCAGCAACCCCAGCCCCAGCAGCAUCGGGUGCAACCAGCACACCCCUCACAAACGCCUCAGCAGCAGCAGCAGCACUUACAGCCUCAGCAGCUACAGCACAUAGAACAACAUCCAACGCACCUACAGCAGCAACCGCAGGUCAGCCAGCACUCUAAUAACCUGCCAGCUGUAGCGGUGGCUUCGUCACCAUCAUCCCCAGAAAUACACCACACUUUCCCCCCCGAUCCAGCUGUAGACAGGAGUGGAAAUCUGCACAGGCCACGGAGGGGGAGACCUCUGGAACAUAGGCGCAAGAGACGGCGCUGAGAAUGUAUUUAAAAACUGUUGAUGUUUGAAGAUGUGAUGCUCUUUUUACUUGCGGUACUUCUGUAAUAACUAAUAGUUAUAUCCUGUUUCAAAUCUCACUCCAUAGUGUACUUUGGUGUGUUUUUUUUUUUUCUGAAAGGACUGAAGCAGUUUGGUGAAGUGGACUCUAAAUAAUAGGGUGGCCUUAACAGAACCGUGGCUCCACACAAACGUGUGGAUAAAGCAGGUCUAAGACUUUUGAAAAAAGCAAAGUGAGAGGGAAAAAUGCGAACCAUAGCCUCUCAUGCUCAGAGCGCAUGUUCCUCAGCAAAGCUCAUUGAUUCUUUUGGGUUCAAUCCGUCUUAGUUUUCCUGACUAACUACAUCAUCAUAAAGUACUUGUGAUUUGCACUUGUUUCCAUAAAUUGUACUUUUGCAGCUGUUCUAAGUACCCUCUAAUGUAUGCUUGUGCUUUUUUUUUUUUUUU
Messenger RNA from Cyprinodon variegatus (sheepshead minnow), 2491 nucleotides. Its product is annotated as myb-related transcription factor, partner of profilin-like. The record is from RefSeq and is a predicted model, not a curated record. NCBI's taxonomy places the organism in Eukaryota, Metazoa, Chordata, Actinopteri, Cyprinodontiformes, Cyprinodontidae. Gene Ontology annotation, cellular component: nucleus. The coding region runs from base 551 to 2026 and encodes 491 amino acids. The transcript has 4 exons.